AUGGCUUUGAAUCCGAGCAUAUUUGAACUAUGCCACAGGGGCCCUUGCGGUAGCUGCCGAGAAGCAAUCUUCGACGAGAUCAGCUGCAACUGUGGCCGUACUGUUCUACAGCCACCACUACCCUGCGGAACGCAGCCGCCGCCCUGCCGGUUCGACUGCGAGCGGUCUAAGGCAUGCGGGCAUCCUCAAGUCCCCCACAACUGCCAUCAAGACACCGAAGACUGCCCUCGGUGUCCCUUCCUCACAGUCAAGCCCUGCAUGUGCGGCAAGAAUCUGCUCAAGAACCAGCAAUGCUGGCUAACCGAUGUGCGGUGUGGCGAAAUUUGCGGCAAGAAGCUGAAGUGCGGCGCACACAAGUGUCGGAAGCCCUGCCACAAAUCCGGCGAGUGCGAGGACGCCGGCAGGUCAUGCCAACAACCUUGCGGAAAGGAGAAGUCCUGUGGGCAUCCUUGCUCCGACCCCUGCCACUCACCGUACCCGUGCAAAGAGGACAAACCCUGCCAGCACAAGAUCUUCAUCACUUGUGAUUGCCAGCAUAUCAGACAGGAAGCGAAGUGCAACGCUACCCGCGAUAACGAAGGAAACAGCACCAAGAGCCUCAAGUGCGACGAUGAAUGCGCACGACUAGAAAGGAACCGCAGGCUCGCGCUCGCUCUGAACAUCGAUCCCGAGACGCACAAGGAUGACCACAUCCCCUACUCAUCAGAGACCCUCAACAUGUUCCUUCAGAACGUCCCCUGGGCGCAGACUCAAGAGCGCGAAUUUCGCGUCUUCGCCAGUAGCCCGGAAGAGAAGCGACUCCGCUCCAAGCCUAUGCCGCCUACGCAGCGUGCGUUCCUCCACUCUCUGGCAGAGGACUUUGGCUUUGACUCGGAAAGCAUGGAUCCCGAGCCCCACCGCCACGUCGCCCUCUUCAAGUCGCCCCGCUUCGUCACAGCGCCAAUGAAGACUCUGGCCGAAUGCGCACGCAUCCGACACAGCCAACGCGCAGCCACAGCCAAUAGCGCAGCGGUGUCGGAGAAGAAAGUCAAACCCAGCAACGUCAUCGGGGAACCGUACAACGGCUUCCUGUUGACAAACGCGAAGUUCGGUCUCACGAUCGAGGAACUGCGCUCCGCUAUCCGUCCCGCUCUAGCGGCCACACCAUCCGUUCAGUUCGACAUAUCCUUCCAGCCGGACGAGUCCGUUGUCCUCAAAGCGACCCCCUCGGCCGCAGUUCCCAGCGAGCGCGACCUUGAAGCCACCCUCCAGUCCCUUAAACCAGGCGUCUCGGCGGCCGUGAAGGCACAGGCGCUUGGCUCUAUCCAGCUCUGCCGCCUCGACGGCUCGCUCAACGUCCUGCGUCGCGAGUCCGACAGCGCGAGUAACGGCGGCUGGAGCCAGGUGGCGGCUAAAGCGGCGGCGCCGAGGAUGGCGAUCAGGCAGCCGGUCGUGCAGGCGAAGAAUGCGUACACGGUGCUCGGCGCGGGGAAGGUGCAGUUGGGGAAGAAGAAGGAGAAGAAGAAGGAGAAGUUGAGGGAGGAGAGCGUGGUGGAUGAUUGGGAGGCCGCGGAGAGUGCGGAGGAGGAGAGGGAGAAGGUUGCGGGGAGUGUGGGGAGUGGGGAUGAGAUGGGUGGGGGAAGGGCGGGGAGUGUUGGUAGUGCUGCCGCUAGUGGAGAGGAGAAGGAGAAAAACAAUGGGGAGGCCCCGGUGGAGGCAGAGGAAGCGGCUUGA
Messenger RNA from Coniosporium apollinis CBS 100218, 1713 nucleotides. RefSeq lists its product as uncharacterized. The record is from RefSeq and is a predicted model, not a curated record. Gene Ontology annotation, molecular function: RNA polymerase II transcription regulatory region sequence-specific DNA binding; zinc ion binding; DNA-binding transcription factor activity, RNA polymerase II-specific. Bases 1 to 1713 code for a protein of 570 amino acids. NCBI's taxonomy places the organism in Eukaryota, Fungi, Ascomycota, Dothideomycetes. Gene Ontology annotation, biological process: negative regulation of transcription by RNA polymerase II. The transcript is spliced from 2 exons. Gene Ontology annotation, cellular component: nucleus.